Molecule: messenger RNA, 1326 nt
Organism: Saprolegnia parasitica CBS 223.65
Lineage: Eukaryota; Oomycota; Saprolegniomycetes; Saprolegniales; Saprolegniaceae
Exons: 11
Coding region: 1-1326 (441 amino acids)
Source: RefSeq, a predicted model, not a curated record
AUGAGCGUCGUGUGGCCCAAGAAGGCGUGGAGCAUCGAGGAAGAGCUCCUAAAGAAGAAGACCAAGAGCUCCGAGGACAAGUACCAGAGCCUCCUGACCGAGUACCACGACCUGCGCGUCUCGAACGCCAAGACCGUCGCCAAGCUGCGCGAGCUCGAGCGCUACAAGGAGAUCUCGGACGACAUCGUGGCCAGCUCCAGCUCGUCGCGGCGUCUCGAUGAGAAGGAGCGCAUUGAGCUCUCGUCGUCGUUGCGCCAGUACCGCGAAAAGCUAGAAGAGGCGGUGGAGCAGAUUUGCUUUCUCGAAAAGGAAAACAAACGUCUCAAAGCGGAGCUCACGACGACCAAGCUCGAUGCAUCGUCGUCGAACCUCUUGCUCAAGAACCUUGACGACUCCAAGUUCAAGCUCUCGACCAACGAAAGCCGCCUUCAAAUGAUGCGCAUUGAGAUUCUCGAGCUCAAGAACCGCAAAGCCGACCUCUUCUCGCAGGUCCAGGACCUCAAGGCACGUCUCACAACGGCCGAGACGAUCGCGGAGAAGAAGUCGGACGAGUGCAAGCGCCUCACCCUCAAGCUCGAGUCGGUCGAGACAGCGUGGGACUCGACGCGAAGCCAAAACUCGCGCAUCCAAAAGAAAUUCGAUCGGUGGCCGAAGUCGCCGACCUCAACCGAGCUCAGUGAGAAAACCAAGGUGCGGUCGCUCGAGCUCGAGAAGGAGAAUGAAACCCUCCACUACAAGCUCCGGACGCGCGAACGCACGCUGGAGGAGCUUCGUUCGGACAAUACGGACCUCAAAAGCGAAGUCGCGAUGCUCAAGAAGGACAUUAUCGACCUCCAAACGCUCAACAAGGACCUUCGCCGGCUCACGAGCGAGCACAACAAACAGGAAAAGGACUGUGAGCACACGCUGAGUAUGAACGACACAGAGAUCAAGUGCCUACGCGAAAUGAACGCGUCGUCGUCCAAGCACAUUGAAGACUUGGUCUCAGAGAACGCACGCUUGCAGCACCAGCUCCUCGACGUCCACGGCGACUACCUCAAGAAGGUCCAGAGCGACGCGUCCUGGAAACGCGAAGAGAAAGAAAAACUACGGCGCGAAGUCGAGGAAGAGAUUGACGUGCUCAAGAAACCCCGCGUCUGCAAGAAUUGCCACGAGACCUUUACGCUCGAGAAGAACACGGCGCAGAGCUGCGUGUACCAUCCCGGCCGGUACCUCCCGCGCCAGUACCCGCUGGAAGGCUACUCGUGGUCGUGCUGCGCGAAACGCGACAUUUCGUCGCGCCCGUGCAAGUUUUCCGGUCGCCACGUCGAGCGCGAAGUGCUUUAA